GAGCCGGCGCGUCCCGUCCGCGGCAGCUGCCGGGCGGGAAGGGGCGUGGGGAGUGCGGCCGCCUCUGGCCCGCACGCGUGGGGGUUCUCUGUGGGAAGAGCUGAAACCCCCGGUCGGAAUGCCUGGGUGUUGGUAGAGCCGUGUUUUCGGCGGGACAAGCGGGCGCCUCUCCGUGUCCCCAGGAUGGAGCGGACGCACCAGCUGGAGCUGUUCCCUAACUACAGCGUCAGGCUGCUUCUCUUCCGACACGUGAAAAAUGCCGCUGCUCUACGGAAAAAAGCCAUGGAAGGAUCCCUCGAAGGAGCACUGAUAAACCCUGCCAUGAUUGUAGAUCCUUUUCAAAUUCUCGUGGCAGCCAACAAAGCAGUACAUCUACAAGAGAUAGAUAAAAUGAAGACCAGAACUCUCUAUGCAGAAAUCAUUUUCAACCUUUCACCAAACAACAAUAUUUCAGAUGCAUUUAAAAAGUUUGGCAUUUCAGACAGUGACACAGCCGUACUCAUUGUUCUGCUGGAUAGCUACAAAACUGUAAAUCUGGAAGAUAUAGCAUCACAAGUGGAAGGCCAACAGGUUUCUCUAGAUGAACUCCCCCAGCUAACAGACACUGCCAGAGUUAAAAAGAUAUACAAAGUUACUCCACAAGAAGAAAAAAUCAGCACCUUAUUGGAUAGUGUUGUUUGCAGAAUGUCAACGAAAGAUGUCUUAUGAAAAUGUGGAAAUACAUUUUUUUAAAAGGAAAAAGGACUUUUUAAGGUGUAAAAUCACUUCAUUGCAGUUCAUCUUGCAUUUCAGAGAAAGUGGAAUAGUACUGAGUAGUUUGAUGACAUCUGAUCUUUAACCAAGCUUGGAUACCAAGCUUAGUAAUCUUAUCUGUGUUCUAAGCACAGAGACCAAUUCUACCAUGCAAAGCAGAAUUUGCCGUUGGUAUUUCUGUCCUUUUUCUUGACAAGGGAAAAUUGCCAGUGCUCUAAGCUGAACAUAAACAGAAGGAUUGGAAAUCUCUACUUACUUUUCUCUUUUAUCAACAAUGUUUUGCCAGUCCCAGACAGGAUUCAAACAUUCUAAAUAAUUUUUAUUAACCCUCCCCGUUUUGUUUUUUUGGUACACCUGAUGGAUGAUACUCUUUUAAGGAUACUACUGCCAGAAAAGGUGUCUUUAUGGCCCAAGUGUUGCUGAUGGACUAGAAAAAGGAAAGUUUCCAUAAACUAUCAGCAGCAUCUGCCUCCUUGUGCUAAUGGUAUAGAGCACUUCAGUGUUGGUGUUAAAGGAUAAUGAGUGGUGCUUUUACAUUAUAGCACUGGAGUAUGCACGGUGAUGCUGACUUCCUAGGGCCUAGUUCCAGGUGCAGAAUUCACAGACAAAUUUGCACCAUACAUUUAUUCACUUAAAAUUGUCAAUACAACUUACACGGCCUUUUGAAAAGAUCAUAGAACUUGUUUUGGUUUUUUUUGAACUGGUGUUAGGAAAGGCCAUCAAAGGGAAGUAGGAAGACUAUUGAUUUUCCAGUAGUCACUAGGUGCAAGAGCCCUGCAUGAGUAUCAUUUAAUCACACACAGGCAUCCUGUUUAAGUAAAACUACUGUCCUAGUUAGGUAGAAAUGCAUAGUUUGUUAUUGUUAUACUGUAUUGUUUUUCUGGGAUGUGCUAAAACUGUGUAGUUGUCUGCAUUUUUUUUUCCUAACGUUCUCUGAGUUAUUAUGAUUUGUGUCCUUACAAGAUACUUGGAAGAGUAUGCCCCACAUUCUUACAGGUAGUGUUUGGAAAAACAAUAUAUUUUGUCAGAUAAGUCUGAGUUAGAGUUGAAAUGUUGUCCAAUACAGUAAACAGACCAGUGAACUGACAUAUAGACCUACUUUUGUCUGUGUUUCUGUUUAAUUAUGGAAAUCCCUAGCUUGUGUUUUGCAUUUUGAUUUUGGUUAAGUCUUCCCUCAGUUUAAACCCAAGAGUACAAAUACCAUCUUUUUCUUACCAACCAGACCAAUGGCAAAUUUAGUUCCCAAGUACCAAAGGAAUUCCAAGGUUUAUCAAAAGAAAGGAUUUGGGAGAAAUCGCUGUGCUGACUUCUUGCUUUAAAGAUGGUUUUACAGAAUGCAUCAUCCUCUCUAAAGGGAAAUGUGAGGCAGUAGUAAAAAAUGGAGCUUGGAAGGGCUUGCAUCUUUUAAAAAAAGAUGUGUGUAACAUCAGGAUGUGAGAAUGACCAUGGAAAAUAAAAGACUUGUUUUCCUUUUC
Messenger RNA from Pseudopipra pipra, 2228 nucleotides. It is a transcript of the gene TPRKB, whose product is annotated as TP53RK binding protein. The coding region runs from base 184 to 708 and encodes 174 amino acids. The record is from RefSeq and is a predicted model, not a curated record. The transcript is spliced from 4 exons. Gene Ontology annotation, biological process: tRNA threonylcarbamoyladenosine modification. NCBI's taxonomy places the organism in Eukaryota, Metazoa, Chordata, Aves, Passeriformes, Pipridae. Gene Ontology annotation, cellular component: nucleus; cytosol; EKC/KEOPS complex.